ACCCCUCGCUAAAAAUAGAAAAUUUUCCAGGUUAUCAAGUGUGCUGAAUACGAAAAAGCACUUUUCUUUAACUCUAAACAGACUUUAAUUUUUUUUAUCGGUGAUAUGAUGUUUUAUUCCUUACUCACGCUCGUGCUACGCCUGCCCCCUCUUCUUCUGCGAGUUACGUCAUGUCACGCCGUGACAACCGUGACUUACUAGGACAUUUAUUAGGAUAGUAAGGAUUGUAGUCAAUAUAGAAAAGAUCCCAUGGGGACCAUAGCGAUUACUGGGUAUUUGUUGUGCAACCUGAGAAAACCGUGAUCCCGAAUCUCGACUCUUAUUUCACGAGUCUUACAGCUAUGGCUGGAUACGAUCUUGCCGCGACGUCUGUAGAUGUUCUCAAACUUGUCUUAAAACGUACAAACAAAUGAGCAGUGUGAAGAUCAUUACGACAUAUUCUAUUGAAAAUUUCAAAAUUUCGUUGCAGCGUAGAAAAGAGCUGUAAAAAGAGAUGAUCUUAAAACGCACAAUAAUUUAGGAUACACGUCUUCAGUUAAUCGUUAGUCUCAUCGAAAAAAAUAUUGUAUGCUGCUGUCCUCUAGACUGGACUACAUAAUAAUUUUAUUUUCGUGGUAGUAUAGUAGUGAAGGUACGAAAAACAGAGACACUGGCAGGAUAUAUCCAAUGGUAUUGAUUCGUUGGAUGACAACGUUUUGGAGUCGGCUUCUCUAAUUCCUUAUCUCAGUUCUAAUCUAUCAUCCAUUCAUUCAUUCAUUCUUCAUAAGUAAUUUAUCCGCAUCACUUAACAGAAUUUAUCCGCUGAGCGUACGACUACGCUGUGUUUUUCUAGUCAAAGGGUAUACGUAUGCUACGGUCGUAUUUCGUAAAGUGUACACGUUUCAAAUCUAAAAACGAAAGCAUCAGUUAGGCAUCAGGAAUUAGUGGUGAAAAAUAGAAACUUUCUUUAUACAGGUGUUUUUCCUAGAAAGUAACCUAGCAAAUGCAAACAAUUACAAAUAGGGAAAAACAUUACUGAUCUUGUAUAACAAGAAAAAAGUCUCUUUUCCUUUCUGAUUACUCACAUAAGGACAGUUAAAAAGGUUUUUCUUAUUUUCUCUUAAAUAUAAAAAAAGUUCUAUUAGAAAACAAAGCAUAAACAGCGAUACAAAAGCGUACAAUGUACUCUCUGCUUUCCUCAGCAAAGUGUAAAACAGAGCGUAUUUUUAAAUUCUGAAGCGUAUUUACGUUUUUAUACAAUGAGUACGCUUCGCUAUUAGAAACACUGCUUCCGAUAGUCGCAGAGAGAUCUUUAAGAAGCAGAAAAAGGGUAUAAUUCUCUGUUUUCAUUAUAACGGUAAACCUGAAGUGAAAUGGAACAGCUCAGCGAUGGGUACUUCAAAUUAAAAUGUACCUCUACAACGAUCAAGAUAUAUAGAAAAAGUAGUUGUUUGUAAUCAGUAAAAUCUAGAUGAGUUCUUGGAUACAGGAGUAAUCCGUUCGUGAUAUUUUAGUUUUCUGAAGUUAUUUUGAAUUCUUACUAACAUCAAAGUAUAAACACUAACAGUUGAAUGUCGCAGAUUUUCGAGCUCUUGAAAAUUUGAAAUUCAUGAAGACUAUUUCGUCGACGUUUGUACGUAUUGGUUUUCAAAAUGCCAUAUGUUUAAUGUUGUGUGUUCAUUGUUUAAUUUCCUUAGUAGAACAUGCCAUUUGAUAGACUUCUUGCUCGUGCUUUAUGUGCUAAAACGAAGGAUAUAUCAAAUUACUCAUUUCACAUUAGGGUUCAUCAGAUAACACCGAUUUAAAUUAUAUUUAUAUAAAAAGAGAGAAAAGGUUUAUCUAAGUUUUCUUUAUUUAUUUUGCUCGAUUGCUUACUUCUUAUCUCUUAAAUGAAAAGAAGACACUCUUUUUCACGUAACAUCAGAAAAAUAAGAUUUGUACAACAAUUAUGUUCUGUCGCUCAAUAACAAAUCAUUUUAUUAUAUUUCAUAAGCAUGUCUAUUAUAGGCAGAUUAACAAAUCGCGUUUUUCUUCAAUGGCAAAAAUCAUUGAUGGCAAAGAAAUAGCCAAAAAGCUAAGGGAGAAAUGUGAAGCACAGGUGAAACAACUGAUCGAAGAUCAUCCAGGGUUUUUACCUGGUUUUGGAGUUGUUCAGGUCGGAAAUAGAGAAGAUUCAAAUGUUUAUAUUCGUCAUAAACUGAACGCAGCAAAAGAAAUUGGUAUUGAUGCACGUUGUAUUAAACUAGAUUCUUCAAUAACCGAACAACAACUGAUACAUGAAAUUGAAAAAUUAAAUAAUGAUCCAUCGAUACACGGGAUUAUCGUCCAACUUCCUUUAGAUUCAAAGGAAACAAUCGAUACAAAUCGAAUAACAAAUACCAUUAGUAAAGAUAAAGAUAUAGAUGGACUGUCUGAUUUAAAUGCUGGUUUAUUAUCUCAUGGUAAUUUGAAUGAAUGUUUUUUACCUUGUACACCACAUGGUUGUUUAGAGUUGAUACGCUCGACAGGUACAUCGAUUGAAGGUCUUAAUGCUGUUGUUGUUGGUCGUUCUAAAAUUGUUGGUACACCGAUGGCUGACCUAUUAAAACAUAAUAAUGCAACGGUUACCGUUUGUCAUUCAAAAACAAAGAAUAUCGAGUCUAUAUUAAAAAAUGCUGAUAUUGUUGUUGCAGCUAUUGGAAAACCGAAUUAUAUUAAUGGAUCAUCACUUAAACAGAAUGCUAUUGUAAUUGAUUGUGGAAUAACGGCCGUUGAAGUAAAUGGAAAAACACGACUUAUGGGAGAUGUUGACUUUCAAUCUUGUCAAAGUACUGCAGGUUAUAUUACACCCGUUCCAGGCGGUGUUGGUCCUAUGACAGUCGCCAUGUUGAUGUUGAACACCGUUACCGCAUCAAAGCGUUAUUUGGACACUUAUUCUCCUUCGCAAUGGAAAACAAUGACUUAUCUACCGUUAGAUAUUAAAGAAUCUGUACCAUCUGAUUUGGCAAUAGCCAAAGCACAAAUUCCUAAAGAUAUUCAAAAGCUUGCUCAUGAAAUACAUUUACAUAGCAACGAAUUAGAAAUGUAUGGAACAAAAAAGGCUAAAAUUAAAUUGAAUGUUCUUGAUCGAUUAAAAACAUCGCCGAAUGGAAAAUAUGUUGUAUGUACUGGUAUUACUCCAACACCCCUAGGUGAAGGGAAGAGUACAACAACACUUGGCUUAUGUCAAGCUCUCGGAGCGCAUUUGAAAAAAAAUGUCAUAAGUUGUUUACGUCAACCAAGUCAAGGGCCAACAUUUGGUAUUAAAGGUGGAGCGGCAGGCGGAGGCUAUUCGCAAGUGAUUCCAAUGGAAGAAUUUAAUUUACAUUUAACAGGUGAUAUUCAUGCCAUUACAGCAGCGAAUAAUUUAUUAGCCGCACAAAUCGAUGCAAGAAUGUUUCAUGAGAGUACUCAAAAUGAUCAAGCACUUUAUAAUCGACUUGUACCAAGUAUCAAUGGAAAACGUGAAUUUUCUAAUAUUCAAAUAGCACGUUUAAAAAAAUUAAAUAUUAACAAAACGGAUCCAAAUACUUUAACAGAAGAUGAAUCAAAAUUAUUUUCACGAUUAGACAUUGAUCAAUCAACAAUUACAUUUCAACGUGUUGUUGAUACAAAUGAUAGAUUUUUAAGAAAAAUAACAAUUGGCCAAGCACCAACUGAAAAAAAUUUUACUCGAACUACAGCAUUUGAUAUCACCGUUGCUAGUGAAAUUAUGGCUGUAUUAGCGUUAACAACUUCUUUACACGAUAUGAGAGAAAAAUUAGGCAAUAUGGUUGUGGCUUCUAGUCAUAAUGGAACGCCCAUAACGGCGGAUGAUCUAGGAGUUGGUGGUGCUUUGGCAGUCCUAAUGCGAGAUGCGAUAAAGCCAACGUUAAUGCAAACGUUAGAAGGAACACCAGUAUUAGUACAUGCUGGACCAUUUGCCAAUAUUGCUCAUGGAAAUUCAUCUAUAUUAGCUGAUCAAAUUGCACUCAAAUUAGUAGGAAAAGAUGGAUAUAUCGUAACGGAAGCCGGUUUUGGAGCAGACAUUGGAAUGGAAAAAUUUUUCAAUAUCAAAUGUCGAUAUUCUGGACUUAUUCCAAAUUGUGUCGUUUUGGUUGCUACAAUGCGAGCUUUAAAAUGUCAUGGUGGUGGUCCUAAAGUUGAAGCUGGUUCACCAUUACCACCCGAAUAUUGUACAGAGAAUUUAAAAUUGCUGGAAGCUGGCUGCCAAAACUUAAUAAAACAAAUAGAAAAUGCAAGUUUUUUUGGCGUUCCAGUUGUAGUUGCUAUAAAUCGAUUUAAAACGGAUACAAAUGCUGAAAUUGAAUUAGUUACACGUAUUGCAAAAGAAAAUGGCGCCUACGAUGCUGUUAUGGCAAAUCAUUGGGCUAAAGGUGGAGCGGGUGCUCUUGAUUUAGCAAACGCUGUUGAAAAGGCAUGUGCACAAGAAACAAAUUUUAAAUUUUUGUACGAUGUUAAAUUACCUAUUGAAGAAAAAAUUCGUAUUAUUGCACAAAAAAUAUAUGGUGCUGAUGACAUUCAAUUAUCUGAAGCGGCACAAAAACGUAUUGAUCUAUUUAAAAAGCAAGGCUUUAAUGAUCUACCUAUUUGUAUGGCAAAAACACAUUUAUCAUUGUCACAUGAUCCAAAUUUAAAAGGAUGUCCAAAAAAUUUUGUUUUGCCAAUUCGUGAUAUACGCGCAAGUGUUGGGGCAGGAUUUUUGUAUCCACUUGUUGGCGAGAUGAUGACAAUUCCUGGUUUACCUACGAGACCAUGUUUUUAUGAUAUUGAUAUUGAUCCUGAAACUGAAGAAAUAUACGGACUAUUUUGA
This is a messenger RNA of Didymodactylos carnosus, 4810 nucleotides long. The record is from the annotation of a GenBank genome assembly. Lineage: Eukaryota; Metazoa; Rotifera; Eurotatoria; Philodinida; Philodinidae.